GCCGUGCCUCUGCUCCUGCCGCCAUGUCGCUCCCUCACUCCAGCUACGACCCGCGUCGGGUAUGCCUCAACCCGUUCCCCAAUCUCUCUCUCGGCAAACAUAGGCGUACCAUCGGCGUAUACCUCUCAGGGGCUCUCUUCGCGCUGGCGAACUGGACGUUCCUUGACGCCGCAAUCCUCUCCGCGCACGCGCACUCCCCAUACACCGCUCCCGGUGCACCCCCACAGGAUCCCCCAGUGCAUGUCGCGUUCGUCGACUGGGUCCCCGGCAUCUUCUCCCUCCUUGGCUUCCUCAUCGUCAACCUGAUCGACAAGGACCGCAUCCGGGGCGAGGGCUUCGGCGCGGGGGACGAGCGGGCCGUCUGGCGCGCGCGCCUCUUCCUCUUCAUCGGCUUCGCGUGCAUGGCGGGCGGGCUCGCGGGCAGCGUGUGUGUCCUCAUUCUGAAAUACGUGAUCCCCCACUACGCGGAGCAGUUCACGUACUACGGCUACGCGAACGUCUCGCAGAAUGUUGCCAUGAUGCUGAGCGCGGUCGUGCUUUGGAUCGCGCAGAGCGGGAGCAACGAGUACGAGUAUAAUCUCACUCUGUGAUUUGGUUGGCGGAUACAUUGUCAAUGUGUAAUCCUAUGCUGCCGAUAACCUGGAGAAUUGGCUUCUCUUGCAUAUCCCUGCCUCAACACAUCUACGUCUGCUCGUGCUAUCACUUCCUUGGUGUCCUCCCUAUCGCGCGCAUGAACGCCUCGAACGUGAUCUUCUCCGCGUAGAUGUCUUCGUCAAAGUGCCUUUCCCAUAUUCCCUCAGCAUCCACCUUCACCACGUCCGCCGCCCGCAUCGCGUCUCUGAACAGCCGCACCAGCGGGAAGACCCACUCAGCGACGACACCUCUGAACUGCGGCAAGGUGAGCUG
This is a messenger RNA of Schizophyllum commune H4-8, 906 nucleotides long. RefSeq names its product UPF0220-domain-containing protein. Bases 24 to 590 code for a protein of 188 amino acids. Lineage: Eukaryota; Fungi; Basidiomycota; Agaricomycetes; Agaricales; Schizophyllaceae. Gene Ontology annotation, cellular component: Vps55/Vps68 complex; fungal-type vacuole membrane. The record is from RefSeq and is a predicted model, not a curated record. The transcript is spliced from 3 exons. Gene Ontology annotation, biological process: protein targeting to vacuole; late endosome to vacuole transport via multivesicular body sorting pathway.